AUGUCAAAAUCAUCUGGAACUAUAUCUGCUGAGGAAAUGAAGCAACUGGAAAAUAAUGAAAAUCGUGUGAGUCAAGGUGUAGAACAAAUAUCUGGUGGGGAAAUUCAGGAACUAAAUGUUUUAUCGCCAGAGCAUGGAACAAAUAUGGAAGAAGAAAUUUCUGAACUAUACAAGGUGCGAAAUAUUUCUAUUAAUAAGUUAUCACAGUUGGCUAGUGAAGUGUAUUGUUUGCUAAUGGGUAAAUGUGUCAAUACUAGUUGGAGAAAUGCUGUAUUGAUAAUGGAUAAACAUACUAUUGUAUGGAAAGAAUUUGUUGGUGUGCAUGGACGUUUAAUUCAAGUGUUGAACAGUGAGAGUGAGAAAAGGAUGACUUGUACUGAAUACGGACAACAACAAAACAGGAAAUUAGAGUUGGAUGCCAAGUUAAAAGAGUGGCGUAAAUCAAAGGGAGCUGAACAUUUAGAUGAGAUAGAGAGCAAGAAAUCUCAUAAAUCAUCGAAGAGUGGAAGUAGUUGUGGAAGUAGUGCUA
This is a messenger RNA of Paramuricea clavata, 529 nucleotides long. The record is from the annotation of a GenBank genome assembly. NCBI's taxonomy places the organism in Eukaryota, Metazoa, Cnidaria, Anthozoa, Malacalcyonacea, Plexauridae.